CAACGAGGAGUUCCUGCUUUCUUGAACAAACUGUACAGUAUGGUCGACGAUUCGGCGACAGAUAGUCUAAUUCGUUGGUCAGCGGACGGUGCAUCCUUUAUUGUUGAGCGACAUGAACUUUUUGCCAAAACGAUCUUGCCGCGCUUCUACAAGCACAAUACAUUUGCGUCGUUUGUCCGGCAACUCAACAUGUAUGACUUCCACAAGAUCCCAGCUGUCCAGCAAGGCGUGCUUUUCCCAGAUACAGAGCGUGAAAUUUGGGAGUUCAGUCAUGCCAACUUCCGACGCGGGCGACAAGAUCUUCUGAUGCUCGUUACUCGAAAACGCAAAGACAAGGGUGACGGCGAUCCUGACAGCAUGACUUUAACGUCCGUGGUGAAGCAGAUCUCGUCCAUCCGAAGCCAUCAGUUGACCAUCAGUCAGGAUUUGCGUACCUUGCAGCAAGACAACUCGAUCCUCUGGCAAGAAUCGCUUGCGGCUCGAGAGAAGCAUCAGCGUCACCAGGAUGUCAUUGAAAAGAUUUUGCAGUUUUUGACGGCCGUGUUU
Messenger RNA from Zychaea mexicana, 546 nucleotides. RefSeq lists its product as uncharacterized. The record is from RefSeq and is a predicted model, not a curated record. Gene Ontology annotation, molecular function: sequence-specific DNA binding; DNA-binding transcription factor activity. NCBI's taxonomy places the organism in Eukaryota, Fungi, Mucoromycota, Mucoromycetes, Mucorales, Lichtheimiaceae. The annotation marks the transcript as partial. The transcript has 3 exons. Gene Ontology annotation, biological process: regulation of DNA-templated transcription.